CCACGUCAGCUGUUUGAGCCGUACAAAUUCACGUGACUCCACUCCACACGUAACAGUCAGACACGUAGCAUCAUCAUGGCAGCAACACCACAACCUGUCUACUGGCUGGGUAAUGACACCCUGAGGGUGUCUGCUGCCCUUUUUGCUGAGAACCGACGACGACUGUGCCAGGGGCUGAAAGCCAAAGAUGGUGUGACGCCAAAGUCAGUAGUGGUACUGCAGGGGGGAGAGCAGGCGCAGAGGUACUGCACAGACACAGAUGUCCUCUUCAGGCAGGAGUCUUUCUUCCACUGGGCUUUUGGAGUGACUGAGGCUGACUGCUACGGAGCCAUUGAUGUGGACUCUGGGAAAUCCAUUCUUUUUGUUCCUAAACUGCCCGAGAGCUACGCUACUUGGAUGGGAGAGAUCUUUCCUAAAGAGCACUUCAAGGAGAAAUAUGCUGUUGAUGAGGUGCAAUACACCUGUGAUAUAGCUGAUGUCCUGUCCAACCUAAAACCAGCAGUUCUCCUCACACUGAGAGGACAAAAUACAGACAGUGGGAGCAUCUGCCGUGAGGCCUCCUUUGAUGGAAUUAGUCGCUUCCAAGUGAACAACGCUCUUUUACACCCAGUCAUUGUGGACCUCCGUGUCAUUAAGACUGAUAUGGAGCUGGAGGUCCUGCGCUACACCAACAGGGUUUCCAGUGAAGCCCACAAAAUGGUCAUGAAGCAUGUGACACCUGGAAAGAAAGAAUAUGAAAUGGAGAGUCUCUUCCAGCACUACUGCUACACUAAAGGAGGAAUGCGCCACACCUCAUACACCUGUAUCUGUGGAACUGGCAAUAAUUCCUCUGUUCUCCAUUAUGGCCAUGCUGGGGCUCCUAAUGACAAGACAAUUACAGAUGGAGAUAUGUGUUUGUUUGACAUGGGUGGAGAGUACUACUGCUACUCCUCAGACAUCACCUGCUCCUUCCCAGCUAACGGCAGGUUCACUCCAGACCAGAGGGCCAUCUACGAGGCUGUCCUGAAAUCCUCACGCGCCGUAAUGGCUGCUAUCAGACCAGGUGUGAAAUGGACUGACAUGCACCGCUUGGCUGACAAGAUUCACCUGGAAGAGCUUGUAAAGAUUGGCAUCCUGAAUGGCAGCGUGGAGGACAUGAUGAAGGUCCACCUGGGCUCUGUAUUCAUGCCCCAUGGCCUCGGACAUUUGCUGGGCAUUGAUGUGCAUGAUGUUGGAGGUUACCCUGAGGGUAUUGAGCGAGUCAACGAGCCUGGAUUGAAGAGUCUGAGGAUGGGCCGCCUGGUGCUGGAGCGGAUGGUUCUCACCGUAGAGCCUGGCAUAUACUUCAUCAACCACCUGCUGGACCAGGCCCUGGCUAGUCCUGCCCAGUGCGGCUUCAUCAACAACCAAGUGCUGGCUCGCUUCCGCGGCUUUGGAGGGGUUCGCAUUGAAGAUGACAUUGCAGUGACAGCGAAUGGCAUUGAGCUGCUGACUUGUGUCCCUCGUACAGUCGAGGAGAUUGAGGCUUUUAUGGCCAACUCUGAAAAAUCUUUCAGUCCAGUUGUCUGAACAAACUGAGAGUUAACUUUCAGUAAAGUUUUCUAUAUGAUGCAAAACCAUUGAUUACUGUUGAUAUUUUUCUAGCAAAGCUGAAGUUAUUCCUUUGGCUCUUGUAUCUCAGUCAUACAACAGAUACACAAUCAAGAUCAUCAGCAUCCUCAUAAAGCUUUCAUAAUGAUUUAAAGCUCUGAUAUGCAUUAGCCACGCUCACUUUCAUUUGACAAACUGGACAAUAAUAAAAUAUCACAUUGAAAUCUUUGUGCCUCCUGGGAAAAUGUAUUUUCUAAUUUUUUUUUUUUUUUUAAUUAAUCUUAUUUUUUCCUCUUUGUAAACAUUUGACAGAAAUGCCUUGGAUUUGAAUUA
Molecule: messenger RNA, 1902 nt
Organism: Archocentrus centrarchus (flier cichlid)
Lineage: Eukaryota; Metazoa; Chordata; Actinopteri; Cichliformes; Cichlidae
Gene: pepd
Product: peptidase D
Exons: 15
Coding region: 76-1548 (490 amino acids)
Molecular function (GO): metalloaminopeptidase activity; manganese ion binding
Source: RefSeq, a predicted model, not a curated record